Molecule: messenger RNA, 2647 nt
Organism: Danio rerio (zebrafish)
Lineage: Eukaryota; Metazoa; Chordata; Actinopteri; Cypriniformes; Danionidae
Source: RefSeq, a predicted model, not a curated record
CAGUUGAUUGACGGCUGGAAGUCUGAGGACAGUGGCAGCCAAUGGGAAGCGGGGCUCCGGCUGUUUGGGAAGGGAGGCCCCUGGAGCAGCAGACGGCGAAGCUGAGCGCGGAGAACAGACACGAGCGUCCGGUGAAACGUCCGUCAAUGAAUCCGGUGCGUUAAGUGAGGGUGUGGAGAGAAAGAUGUGUUUGUGACCGGAGCUCGCAUCAUUAAAUCGCUUCAUUAAAUCGCUGAAUCUCCUGUUCUGAUCGGACGGCGCGCGCUCACGGUCCAGACGCGGCAGAAUGGACGGACUUCACGACCAACAAGUGCCUUUUAUAAAGUCUCAUAAUCCUCGGGGAAAGACGUCCGGCACGAGACCAGCAAAGGACAGAAAAAGAAAAUUCAUUAACUCUGACCUGGCGCUGGACACUGAGGAGCUGUUUCAAGAUCUUAGUCAACUUCAGGAGACCUGGCUCGCCGAAGCUCAAGUUCCUGAUAAUGACGAGCAGUUUGUUCCAGACUUUCAGAGUGAAAACUUGGGGCUCCACGGGCUGCAGUUGAGGCUGAAGCGAGAGCCUCACAGUCCCUGUGCUGAUCUGGGCUCAGCCUGCAGUCAGGAGAGGCCCUUCAGACUCCACUAUGGGGAGAAGUGCCUCUAUAACAUCAGUGCCUACGAGCAGAAGCAUCCGUCGGGAAUGAAGGCCUCCAGCCCUGUGUCGACCCCCUGCAGCACCCCUGUGUCCCCUGGACAGCAUGUGUCUCCCACUGCUGCCCCGACCCCCAAACCAGAGCGGACGUACCCACACCUCGCACCCCCACAGCCCCUGCCCGACAGUGCAUAUCCCAUAGACCACAGAUUCCGCCGGCAGUUGUCGGAGCCCUGUCAUUCGUUCCCCUCUCCUUCAAUGUCCCGGGACGGACGGCCCAUGUACCAUCGGCAGAUGUCAGAGCCCAGCAUCCCCUUCCCUCCUCAGGGCUUCAAGCAGGAGUACGUGGACCCCCUGUUCGAGCAUCCGGCCAUGAUGGGGGCGCCGCUCCCCCAGCCGUACACACACUCCAUGAUGAUCAAACAAGAGCCGCGCGACUUCACCUACGACUCAGAAGUGCCUAGCUGUCACUCUGUUUAUCUCAGACAAGAGGGAUACCUGGCACACAGUAACAGAACUGAAGGCUGUAUGUUUGACAAAGUUGCAAGGCACUUCUAUGAUGACACUUGUGUGGUACCGGAGAAGGCGGAGGGUGACAUAAAGCAGGAGGCGGGGCUUUACCGUGAAGGGCCGACCUAUCAGAGACGAGGCUCUCUGCAGCUCUGGCAGUUUCUAGUGGCUCUGCUGGACGAUCCCUCAAACUCACAUUUCAUCGCGUGGACCGGCCGGGGCAUGGAGUUUAAACUCAUUGAGCCUGAGGAGGUGGCGCGACGUUGGGGAAUCCAAAAGAAUCGACCCGCCAUGAACUACGACAAACUCAGCAGAUCGCUGCGCUACUACUAUGAAAAAGGCAUCAUGCAAAAGGUGGCAGGCGAGAGAUACGUAUACAAGUUUGUCUGUGACCCCGAGGCUCUGUUCUCCAUGGCCUUCCCCGACAAUCAGCGUCCCGUGCUGAAAACCGACCUGGAGCGACAGAUCAACGAGGAGGACACCGUCCCGCUGUCGCACUUUGAUGAAAACAUGGCCUACAUUCAAGAGGGAGGAUACUGUAACCCACACCCAUACAACGAGGCCUAUGUCUACUGAAAAAACAGUCAUUCCCCAGGACAAAAGACAGCACUUUAUGGACAGAUGGCAGUGUGUAAACCUACAAACGUACUGGUGUAGUUGCGUUAGAUGCUCCUUUGGUGUUUUUUUUUUUUUUUUUUGGUUUGUUUUGGUUGUUGCUAUUGAAGGGGAUUGGGCGAUUCAGCAUGCCGUUUUCCAACAGCGAAAGACUCUCAAAAUGGACAGAGGAUUCAAACUAUUUAGACGGAGAAAUCCUAACCUCUUUUACCAUCAGAACUCUUCGGAUUGUUUGUGGAGCACUUUGUUAUUUUCGCAAAUUUGUUGUGGGUUUUUUCCCCUCUUUCCUCCCUUGGUGUCAAUUUGAGUAAAGAAUACAGUGUAUGGAAAUAAAAACUCUCAAACGCAAAGUAAAAUGAGCACAUUAGUGACCCUGGAUCACAAAACCAGUCUUAUGUGGCACAGAUAUUCAGCUUAUUUUUGACAUACACAGAUAUUUAUUUUUUGCCGCAGCCCGUUUUUGGCUUGAGACUUUCAGUGUCAUUCACUUACACUGAAUUUUAGAUGUUAAAAACAGCUUAAUAUGCUCCUCGAUGCUGCAAGCUGACGGUUUAUUAUUUUAUUAUUCUAACUUUUAUGUAUAGUCAUGAACAAACCUGUAACGCAUGCACAUCCGCCUUGUAUAAUACGGUCAAUACCAGUGUUGGCAGAUGUAGCUGACUGAUUCCAGAAUAAAGCUAUCAAAAAUCUGCCGAAAUACAAAAACAAGCGCCCAGAUAUCUGAAGGUUGUUGUUAAACCGCCCAAUUUUUCUCUACCCCCCUAUGUGAUUGUUUACUCACACAAUCAAAUUUAAAACCGCCCAACCUGGCAACACUGAACCCCUUUACAUAUUGACUACUGUAUUGAUCAAAGUUUCCAUUAAACUUGUCCUAAAACUAUUGAAUAACAA